GCGAUCUGCCAAUACAAAUUUUAACAAGAAGAAGACGGACCAGGAGGGGAUUGUGAGACGAAAAACCCGGCGGGGAGAAACGGUGUGACAUCAUUGGCAGCCUCAUCUUGGAUCUAGCAUGGCCUUCAGCAAAGGAUAUCGCAUCUACCACAAGUUGGACCCGCCCCCGUACAGCGUCAUCGUGGAAACCAGGAACAGAGAUGAAUGCCUCAUGUUCGAGUCGGGCGCCGUCGCCGUGCUAUCGGCUGCAGAGAAGGAGGCCAUUAAGAACACCUACACCAAGAUGAUGGACGCCUAUGGGAUUCUGGGAGUCCUACGCCUCAACCUGGGUGAUUCCAUGCUCCACAGCUUGGUAGUAGCAGCAGGCUGUAGCUCCGUAGGGAAGGUGCAAGACUCUGAGGUGUUCCGGGUCACGUCUACAGAGUUUGUUUCUCUGAAGAACGACCCGAGUGACGAGGACCGCAUCGCUGACGUCAGGAAAGUCCUGAACUCUGGGAAUUUUUAUUUUGCUUGGUCCUCUAGCGGCAUCAGCAUGGACCUCAGCCUCAACGCUCACCGCCGGAUCAAAGAGGACACGACAGACAACCGCUUCUUCUGGAAUCAGUCCCUUCACCUUCACCUAAAGCACUACGGUGUGAACUGUGAUGACUGGUUGUUGAGGUUGAUGUGCGGCGGGGUGGAGAUCAGGACGAUCUACGCAGGUCACAAACAGGCCAAGGCCUGCGUCAUCUCCCGCCUCAGCUCAGAGAGGGCCGGGACGCGCUUCAACGUCCGAGGGGCCAACGAUGACGGACAGGUGGCCAACUUCGUAGAGACUGAACAGGUGAUCUUCCUGGAUGACCAGGUGUCUUCCUUCAUCCAGAUCCGUGGUUCCAUUCCUCUGUUCUGGGAGCAACCAGGAAUACAGGUGGGCUCUCAUCGUGUCAAGCUCUCCAGAGGGUACGAGGCCAACGCACCGGCUUUUGAGAGACACUUCAGUGCUCUGAGGAGGCUGUAUGGGAAACAGGUGAUCAUCAACCUGCUAGGCAUGAAGGAGGGAGAACACAUGCUCAGCAAAGCAUUCCAGAGUCACCUGAAGGCGUCCGAACACGCCGGAGCUGUGAAGAUGAUUAACUUCGACUACCAUCAGAUGGUGAAGGGCGGCAAAGCUGACAAACUCCACAGUGUCCUCAAACCUCAGCUCAACGCGUUUCUGGAUGCCUGUAGCUUCUUCUGCUACUCUGGAGAGAAGGGGGUUACCAAGUCUCAGAGUGGUACCCUCAGGACCAACUGUCUAGACUGUCUAGACAGAACCAACAGUGUCCAGGCCUACUUCGCUUUGGAGAUGUUACCUAAGCAGCUAGAGGACAUGGGUCUGACAGAGAAGCCCCAGCUGGUAGCCAGGUUUCAGGAAGUGUUCAGGUCCAUGUGGACGGUUAACGGAGACUCUGUCAGCAAGAUCUACGCUGGGACUGGAGCCCUGGAUGGAAAGGCUAAGGGGGGUAAGUUGAAGGACGGUGCUCGCUCUGUGACCAGAACCAUCCAGAAUAACUUCUUUGACAGUUCAAAGCAGGAGGCCAUUGACAUCCUCCGACUGGGCUCAACACUGAACAGUGACCUGGCAGACAAGGCCCGGGCCCUGCUCACCACGUCUAGUCUUUACGUCACUGAGCCUAUCUUACAAUCAGCCUCUCCCAGAGUUCUACUGGGAAUGUGUCAGAACCACCAGAAAUACACCCGUCCCAAACAGAUCAGGGUGUCAGUGGGUACGUGGAACGUCAACGGGGGAAAACAGUUCCGCAGCAUCGCCUUCCGCAACCAGACCCUCAACGAUUGGCUGCUGGACGCACCGAUGAAGGCCGGGCUCCCAGACUUCCAGGACAGUAGAGCCAACCCACCAGAUAUCUUUGCCAUCGGCUUUGAGGAGAUGGUGGAGUUGAAUGCUGGCAACAUCGUCAGUGCCAGUACGACCAAUCAGAAGCUGUGGGCUGCAGAGCUGCAGAAGAACAUAUCCCGCGAUCAUAAAUACGUCCUACUGGCAUCAGAGCAGCUAGUGGGAGUCUGUCUGUUUGUCUUCAUACGCCCUCACCACGCCCCCUACAUCAGGGACGUUGCCGUGGAUACCGUGAACGGGAUGGGCGGAGCCACAGGUAACAAAGGGGGAGUGGCCAUCCGCAUGCUGUUCCAUACGACCAGUAUCUGUUUCGUCUGCUCCCACUUCGCUGCCGGCCAAUCACAGGUCAAGGAGAGGAACGACGACUACAACGAGAUCACACGCAAACUCACCUUCCCCAUGGGUAGACUGCUCUACUCCCACGACUACAUCUUCUGGUGUGGGGACUUUAACUACCGCAUCAGUCAGCCCAACGAGGAAGUGAAGGAGUUAAUCAGACAACAGAACUGGGAAGCCCUGACCGCCGGGGACCAACUAGUGGACCAGAAGAACCAGGGACUGGUGUUCCGGGGGUUCAUCGAGGGCAAUUUGGACUUUGCUCCCACCUAUAAGUACGACCUGUUCUCUGACGACUACGACACCAGUGAGAAGUGUCGUACCCCCGCCUGGACCGACCGCUGCCUAUGGAAGAGGAGGAAGUGGAACUUCGACAAGACUGCGGAGGAGAUGAACAUGGUCGGCCCAGUGGGAGAAGCAGAGGAACAGCUGUAAACACACACACACACACACAGGACUCUGAAAUACUAUGGGAGGGCUGAGCUCAAGACCUCUGAUCACAGGCCUGUGAUGGCAGUGAUGGAUAUAGAUGUCCUGGAGGUGGAUCCAGAUGCCCGUCACCAGGUGUAUAAGGAGGUGAUCGCCCUGCAGGGUCCUCCCGACGGAACCAUCCUGGUCUCCCUCUGUUCCUCCGGACCUGACGACUACUUUGACGACUCGCUCAUCGACGAGCUGCUGGACAAGUUCGCUGUGUUUGGAGAGGUCAUCCUCAUCAGGUUUGUAGAGGAGAAGAUGUGGGUGACGUUUCUAGAGGGUUAUUCUGCUCUGGCUGCCCUGUCUCUGAGCGCCUCCACGGUUCUGGGUAAGGUAAUAGACAUCCGUCUGAAGAGUUCAGGUUGGAUUAAGAGUCUGGAGGAGGAGAUGAGUGUAGAGAGGAUCUGUGGAUCUGUCCCUACUUCCGCCAGCUCCUCUCUGCUGGCCGAGGACACUGAUAUGGGAGAGGAUGACUACGAUAUGGAGGGCGAUGUGGAUGAGGAGGUGGAGGAUAUUCUCCCCCAACACCUUCAGCCCGGCGCAGGCCCCGGGCCCUUCUCCUCCCCCUCCCCCUCCCCACGGGGCAGCCCCUCUCACUCCCCCACCCACGGAGAACCAGCUGCCCCCAGCAGACCCAGCCGAUCUGCCCCACGCUCUGCUGGACCACCGCAAGGGACUCCAGUGGACUUCCAGCCUGGUGCUCCUCAGGCCCUGGAGCCUAAACGCCCCCCUCCUCCUCGCCCCAACGCCCCGCCAGCCCGACCUGCUCCUCCUCAACGCCCUCCUCCUCCAUCAGGAGGCCUCAGCCCCAUGCCCGGGAGAAGAGACAUGGGAGGACAAAAAAGCCCUGCGCUCGCUAGACCUGCCUCAGCGAUGGCCAGAAGGGGCAGUGAAGGUCGUGUCCAAUCAGGUCCUGGAGGCCUGCCCAGACCGAACAUGCCUCAGAGGGCUGGGGUGAUCAGUGUGACCCCCCAGGCGCGUCCUGCCCACCCAGGUGCUCCCAGACCCACCCCAGAGGCACCGGGGGCUCCACGGCCCACCCCAGACACUCACCCUGGAGCUCCCAGACCUGGCCCUGACGCCCAGCCUAAACCCACCGACCUGCCCCUGGGCCCCCCUCCUUCCGGACCCCCUCCAGUGAGACAUGUCCCCUCCCCGAUGCAGCCAACAAUGCAGCCCCAGUCUGCCUCUCCAGCCCAGGCUCCCAUGCAGGCUCCCAUGCAGGCUCCCAUGCAGGCCCAGUCUGCCUCUCCAGCCCAGCCUCCCAUGCAGGCUCCCAUGCAACCAACCAUGCAACCAACCAUGGCUGCCCCAAUGCAGCCACCCAUGCAGGCUCCCAUGCAGCCCCAGUCUGCCCCUCCAGCCCAGCCACCCAUGCAGGCUCCCAUGCAGCCCCAAAUGGCUGCUCCAAUGCUGCCCACACAGGCCGGAGCAGGGCUAGGGGCUACCGGGGCUGUGGCCCCCCAGGGGCUGUCCUCCCCCAAGCCCCCUCCCCGCUCCCGUUCUUCUCAUGUCCUGCCCCCUGAGACCACCACUACAGAGAAUGCCCCUGCAACCCAGAUCAAUGGAGUGAAUGGAAUCCAGAGAGAAGCACAAUGGAAGCCCGAACCCUUUGACACACUCACCUCUGACCUCUCCGCCUCUUGGCUCAACACCCAAUCACUGACCAGGAACUCCUCCUUACACUCAGCUCCUACCCUCCCUUCAUCCCUCCACUCCACCCCUCUGUCCACCCUGCAGGGCUUCGACGACUCCUCUUCCUCCACCCUCCCCCCUUCCCUCACCCGGUCUCUCCUCCCCCCUCCCCCGGGCCCAUCUCGAAGUAGGUCACAGGAGGCCCUGCAGCGGGGCUCUCCCAACCCCUUCCUGAGUGAUCCGGUCCCGGCCCGUCCCAACAGCACCAACCCCUUCACUGGUCCUCUGGUGCAGCAGGGUCAGAGGCGCUCCCUGACACCUGACUUCCUUGCCCAGCAGAAGGCCUCAAGGCCUGGUCUCGACAGGACCAUGUCUGCCUUCACCCAGCCCCUCGCCCCUACCCCAGCCCCGUUCCCAGCUUUUGCCCCCAACAUGACGCCAGGGGCACCUGCACCCCCUCCAUCGCUCCACCGGACAAUGUCCCUGCUUGGCCCAUCGAUGACCCCCCUCAUCCCUGCUCCAGCGCUCCCUCUCCUGACUGCUCCCUCUCUCCCUGCCCCUAUGCUCCCCCUGGCUCUUUCUCCCUCUCGCCCUCUUCUUCCAGCCCCUGCCCUCCCCCUGUCUCCUCCCUCCUCCACACCUGCCCUCCCCCUGUCUCCUCCCUCCUCCACCCCUGCCCUCCCCCUGUCCCCUCCCUCCUCCACCCCUACCCCCCUGUUGUCCCGCCCCCAGCCCCCUCCUCCCCCUCGGGCCCAGCUGUGGGUGACCUUCGAUGAUGAUUCAGUCCUCCCCGUCCCAGCCAAGGCUCCACCAGCAGCCCCAACUGCUUCCACCUCCCCCCCAUCUCUCACCCAGACUCAGUUUUCCUGCUCUGGUUUCGACUCUGACCCACACUGGGCCACUGGCUCCACCACCUUGACCUCCACAUUCCUCUCCCGGCACCCUCCGAUCCCAGCCAGGGUGGUCCCAGGAAGCAGCCAGCCCCCGCUCCCAGCCCGAGCCACAAACAACCUCCCUUUCCCCAAGGACUUCACUGAGAGAUAGGAGUGACCCGGCGAUCUAUGGUCCACCACAGAGGAAACGUGUCCUAGGUCGUCCCUGUCCUACAUAUCUAGAGGAGUGUAGAUCUAUGGUCCACCACAGAGGAAACGUGUCCUAUGUAGGACAGGGACGACCUAUCUAGAGGAGUGUAGAUCUAUGGUAAAUGUGAAUGUGUGUAUGGUUUGUAUAAAGAGUCAGGUAUUUAACCCAUUUAGACUAAACCCCUCCCACUCCUGAAUAUUCAUGUACCACUGCUGUUCCAUAACAUCGAUGUUGUUAACACAUCACAUGUCAUUAUGUGAAUAUGUAUGUUUCUCCUGGUCUUGUUUAUUUUGUUAUGGCAGGAGACAUGUUCCUGGGUCUAUAUUAGGGCUGUCCAACCCUGUUCCUGGAGAGAUAAACCUCCUGUAGGUUUUAACUCCAACCCUGUUCCUGGAGAGAUAAACCUCCUGUAGGUUUUAACUCCAACCCUGUUCCUGGAGAGAUAAACCUCCUGUAGGUUUUAACUCCAACCCUGUUCCUGGAGAGAUAAACCUCCUGUAGGUUUUAACUCCAACCCUGUUCCUGGAGAGAUAAACCUCCUGUAGGUUUUAACUCCAACCCUGUUCCUGGAGAGAUAAACCUCCUGUAGGUUUUAACUCCAACCCUGUUCCUGGAGAGAUAAACCUCCUGUAGGUUUUAACUCCAACCCUGUUCCUGGAGAGAUAAACCUCCUGUAGGUUUUAACUCCAACCCUGUUCCUGGAGAGAUAAACCUCCUGUAGGUUUUAACUCCAACCCUGUUCCUGGAGAGAUAAACCUCCUGUAGGUUUUAACUCCAACCCUGUUCCUGGAGAGAUAAACCUCCUGUAGGUUUUAACUCCAACCCUGUUCCUGGAGAGAUAAACCUCCUGUAGGUUUUAACUCCAACCCUGUUCCUGGAGAGAUAAACCUCCUGUAGGUUUUAACUCCAACCCUGUUCCUGGAGAGAUAAACCUCCUGUAGGUUUUAACUCCAACCCUGUUCCUGGAGAGAUAAACCUCCUGUAGGUUUUAACUCCAACCCUGUUCCUGGAGAGAUAAACCUCCUGUAGGUUUUAACUCCAACCCUGUUCCUGGAGAGAUAAACCUCCUGUAGGUUUUAACUCCAACCCUGUUCCUGGAGAGAUACCCUCCUGUAGGUUUUAACUCCAACCCCAGUUGUAACCAACCUGAUUCAGAUUUUCAACCUGCUAAUUAUUAGAAUCAGGUGCACUAGAUGAGGGUUGGAGUUAAAACCUACAGGAGGUGUAUCUCUCCAGGAACAGGGUUGGAGUUAAAACCUACAGGAGGGUCUCUCCAGGAACAGGGUUGGACAGCCCUGGGUCUAUAUAGUUAAUGUCAAUGUAUAUCAAUAUAUAUAUAUAUAUCUAUCUAUGCGCUCAAAUGGUGUCAGCUCCUGUGUAAUAUUGAACAUGUCUACCUACGGCCAUACAGUUAGAUUGUCACCGAGAUUCUUAUUCCAUAUUAUCAGCAUUCUAGGAUAUGACCACAUUCCCUACACUCAGCGGUGCGUCACGUUCACUGUUAUGACACGGUAGGGCUACAGACACAUACACAUCCAUCGUUAUACUAGGCUGCAUGUAAGCAGCAGUAGCCUAGUCCCUGUCAUUCAAACAGAAACCCAGUGUCCACUCCUCACUGCUUAUUCAGUAUAGGGUGGAGUGCACUGCAGGAGCCAAAAUGGAACCCAGUUUCUACACCUCACUGCUUAUUCAGUAUAGGGUGGAGUGCACUGCAGGAGCCAAAAUGGAACCCAGUUUCUAUACCUCACUGCUUAUUCAGUAUAGGGUGGAGUGCACUGCAGGAGCCAAAAUGGAACCCAGUUUCUACACCUCACUGCUUAUUCAGUAUAGGGUGGAGUGCACUGCAGGAGCCAAAAUGGAACACAGUUUCUAUUCCUCACUGCUUAUUCAAUAUAGGGUGGAGUGCACUGCAGGAGCCAAAAUGGAACACAGUUUCUACACCUCACUGCUUAUUCAGUAUAGGGUGGAGUGCACUGCAGGAGCCAAAAUGGAACCCAGUUUCUACACCUCACUGCUUAUUCAGUAUAGGGUGGAGUGCACUGCAGGAGCCCAAAUGGAACCCAGUUUCUACACCUCACUGCUUAUUCAGUAUAGGGUGGAGUGCACUGCAGGAGCCCAAAUGGAACACAGUUUCUACACCUCACUGCUUAUUCAGUAUAGGGUGGAGUGCACUGCAGAAGCCAAAAUGGCCAACUGUCAUGUCACUCAGCAUUGAUCAGAAAUCACCUUGCUCUACAGAUUUUCUAGCCUGUUAUACAACGUCUUCAUGCGCCUCUGUAUCAGGCAGGGCCAGAACUCACAGUUACUGAAUAUCUAUAUCUGUAUAGUACAACACCUAUUUUAUCUGUCAUGAAUGUACAUUGCACAGGUUGUUGUUGUCGUUGUCUCCUUGAGACCACAAAUGAUGGUUUCUCUGUCUCUCUUCCCUGCCAUCAGCAUCUGUGUUUUGGGCUGUUGUGCUAAAGCUCAACGUGUUCUUUAGCCACAUAUCAACCUGUAUACAUUGUGUUUCUGUAUAUUUUCAGAGAGCAGGCUAGUCUCCGAGACGUGUAUAUUCACGGUAUAACAGAUAUGCACUAAAGACUUCAUAUUAAGUCGACCAGAUUCUCUUGAGAGGUUCUUGUGAAAAGCAUUAACGUUUUGGUGAGCGUGACGGAUUGAGAAAGAGGAGAGACGGUUUUGACAGAUGACUUGGGCUUAAACCUGCUUCCUCCUCCUCCUCUGUAUCUCGUGUGUGCGUGUGUGUGGAGCUGUAUACUGUACGUAUCCCAGUAUAUAUAUAUAUAUAUAUAUAUAUAUAUAUAUAUAUAUAUAUAUAUAUAUAUAUAUAUUCCUCAUUGAUUUGAUCCAACGCUUGGACCUGUACUACUUUAUAGUAAUAUGAAUGUGGUGUUCUUCUGUACUAUCGGGAUCCUUCCUAUAUAUCUGAUCUCCAACAAUCCCGUUUUGCUUUCUUGUUGUGUGUCGCUUUAAAAAAACAAACAUGGAUUUUGCUUUGAACUUAAUUGUACUCGCAGAGAUGGUACCUACCUACUUAUUUUUUAUUUCAAAAGAGAAGGUUAUUUCUAAUCUAUUUAUUAUUGAAACUGUGGUGAGAAAGUACUGUGCUGUGUUUGAGGUGUGUUGUUGUCUGUCGUGGGUGGGUGGGUGAGGGGGGUUGGUUGUGUGUGCUGCUCUGUGUGUAGUGUGUGUACAGUGUUGUGUGUGUGGGGGGGGUGGUAGUAUUGUCAGCAUUUUUCUCCUGAGGGUCUUAAAUACUACAGUAACAUAUGUCACGUACUCUCACAGAUUUAGAGACCAACGGCCACCCUAACACACAGGCCAACGGCCACCCUAACACACAGGCCAACGGCCACCCUAACACACAGGCCAACGGCCACCCUAACACACAGGCCAACCCCAGAAGGACUUGUAGGCACCUCCCCCUUUCAAUGUUUAUAAUACAAAACUAUACAACAACAAAAAAAUCAUAUUUUUAAGAGAGAAACAAAUCAUUGGAGAUUUACACAAAGAAGAAGGAAAACAGGAGGGGUAAAGAAUAACAAAAGGAAAUGAACGUACAAAGCAGAUAUCUAAUAGUCAGAUGCAUCCUCCUCACACUACAUGCUAGUGUCAUUGAGCCAAUCAGAGUUAACUUCCUGUUGAUGAGGUGUGGUGGUAUCAACAUCAGUGAUGUGUCAGUGUUCUACUCCGUAUUCCGUUGUUGUCCUGCUACUAUCUACGUUGGUCUUUCUCUUAAAAACACACUGCAGGAGCCAACAUGGAACCCAGUUUCCACUCCUCACUGCUUAUUCAGUAUAGGGUGAGUGCACUGCAGGAGCCAACAUGGAACCCAGUUCUCACUGCUUAUUCAGUAUAGGGUGAGUGCACUGCAGGAGCCAAAAUGGAACCCAGUUUCUAUUCCUCACUGCUUAUUCAGUAUAGGGUGAGUGCACUGCAGGAGCCAAAAUGGAACCCAGUUUCUAUUCCUCACUGCUUAUUCAGUAUAGGGUGAGUGCACUGCAGGAGCCAAAAUGGAACCCAGUUUCUAUUCCUCACUGCUUAUUCAGUAUAGGGUGAGUGCACUGCAGGAGCCAAAAUGGAACCCAGUUUCUAUUCCUCACUGCUUAUUCAGUAUAGGGUGAGUGCACUGCAGGAGCCAAAAUGGACGACGCUGCUCUAGUGUUUUACACCAGUGUCUCCAACAAUGGCUCUGACAUGUAAAUGGUUUGUUGGUGAGAGGGACAUAUUGUGAUCAGCUCGAAGAGGAGAGCUUUUUUCCCUCUCAAGAAAACUGUUGGAUGAUGAUGUUAUUUCCCCCCAAAACUCUGUUAAAAAUGGUUGUGCUCCACCACCAGUGUAAAGUGUCCAGUCUAGUGGAGAGGGUAUGGGGGUUAGGGUUGCAAAGUCUGGUAGCUUUUCCAGAAAUCCUGGUUGAAAGACUCUGGAGUGAGUUAACAGGAAAUGCGGAAUCCUCCGACCCGGGAUUUCUGAAAAAUCUUGGAAUUUGGGAAAAGUUGCAUCAAUUUUGCAACCCUACUUAGGGUGUGGACCCAGAGGUUCAGAGUCUAGGGUCUAAGGUCCAGUUUCCCCAGACACAGACGAACCCUUGUUCUGGAUGUCAUUUUUAUUUUAUUUUUUUAAACCUACUCGAUGGUGAAUCUCCGUUGAAGUAGUUUCUAAAUCCUGGAUUAGACUUAAUCUUUUGUCCAGGAAACCAGUCCUAAAGGAACCAGCUAACUGAUGCUUCUCUGUUGUUGCUUUGAUCCACACCAUGGAAACAAAUACCUGUGUUCUUCCAAAAAAUCUCUGGAUUGAAACGUCACUCCUAAAACACACCGAGGCAGUAAAGUAGCAUUAUCAACACUUCUACCACGUCCCUGUCAUUGGUCGCCGGAGGAACCACCUUAAAAUGCAUUUUUCUUGUUAUGCUUUUAUCAGUGGUGUGCAGUAUAGCCAAUGGCAAUUAAUAAUUCUAGGAGGCUAGCUAACGCUUAACGUCAUGUUCUGUUCAAGAUGAUAUUUUAUAGGAAACAAAAGUGACUAUUUUUUGGUGUACCUUUAUAAACAGGUAGUUAACCUGUAGUCGAGAGUCGUCUGUGUUGUUGAUCAUAUUCUAUACAAAGAAAAAUGAAAACUGCAAUUCAUAUAUUAGUAGCUAAGGUUCCGUCAUUUAAGUGCACAGCUAAAACUGCACAUUUAUGUAUAAAGCAAUGUGUGUUGUAUGUAUAAUAAAGGUCUAUUGACCUGAUAUGCUGUUGACUGUA
This is a messenger RNA of Oncorhynchus keta (chum salmon), 10647 nucleotides long. It is a transcript of the gene synj1, whose product is annotated as synaptojanin 1. NCBI's taxonomy places the organism in Eukaryota, Metazoa, Chordata, Actinopteri, Salmoniformes, Salmonidae. The record is from RefSeq and is a predicted model, not a curated record. Gene Ontology annotation, biological process: synaptic vesicle endocytosis; phosphatidylinositol dephosphorylation. Gene Ontology annotation, molecular function: nucleic acid binding; phosphatidylinositol-4,5-bisphosphate 5-phosphatase activity.